Molecule: messenger RNA, 185 nt
Organism: Paramecium octaurelia
Lineage: Eukaryota; Ciliophora; Oligohymenophorea; Peniculida; Parameciidae
Source: the annotation of a GenBank genome assembly
AUUAAUUCAUGUUAAAGUAGAAAUUAAAAAUUAAAAUUCAUUAUCCUGAAAUAUAAUGAGAUAGAAAUACCUUGAUUUUUGCAAAAGCAAAUCAAAUUUAACUUAUGUGAGCAAAUAAGGGUUGAAAUAGUUUUGGACUAUAGCAAAGAGAAUAGAAGUUUGUUGUAGACUACAAAAAUAAUGAC